Periconia digitata is the source of this 683-nucleotide messenger RNA. NCBI's taxonomy places the organism in Eukaryota, Fungi, Ascomycota, Dothideomycetes, Pleosporales, Periconiaceae. The record is from the annotation of a GenBank genome assembly.
AACCCAUUCACAGACACACCUAUCUCACCUACCAAUACCGCCAGAAUGGGAAAUCAAAACUCGGCGAUCCUGGAAAACAUAGCCUCAGGCUCGAAUUUCGACAAGGAGGAGGUCGAUCGCUUGAGGAAGCGGUUCAUGAAGUUAGACAAGGAUAACUCUGGCACCAUCGAGCGCGACGAGUUCCUCGCCCUACCCCAGAUUUCCUCCAACCCUCUUGCUACACGCAUGAUCGCCAUAUUCGAUGAAGAUGGCGGUGGCGAUGUCGACUUCCAAGAGUUCGUAUCUGGUCUGUCGGCGUUCAGCAGCAAAGGCAACAAGGAGGAGAAGCUUCGGUUCGCUUUCAGAGUGUACGACAUUGAUCGCGAUGGGUACAUUAGCAACGGAGAGCUCUUCAUCGUGCUGAAGAUGAUGGUUGGAAGCAAUCUCAAGGACCAGCAGCUGCAGCAGAUUGUGGACAAGACCAUCAUGGAGGCAGACUUGGAUCGCGACGGAAAAAUCAGCUUUGAGGAGUUCACCAAGAUGGUGGAGAGUACCGAUGUUACCAUGAGCAUGACGCUGGAUCAAUUCUAGUCUAGCACUACGAGAGUAUUCAUGAUGAAAUGCGGAAACCGGAACCUUAUAUUUUGGCGAGGAGUUCGGGGUUUUCAUAUCUUUCUCGGAGGGUUUGACAGUGUUCGAUAUCC